AUGAGUAUCCUUGGGACACAAUUUGACCAGACAUCCAUUCACCAUGAGACCGAGACAGAUGACCGUCUCGGUGAGGUAGAGGCUCUUCUGGGCACGCAAAGCCCAGACAGCCUCGAAGACGACGACGAGCCGUGCGUUUACAAGACUAUACACCGAAUACGGAGACUUAUAAUAUCGACGCUUGACGAUCCCUACACUCUCAAUGAGCUUAGAGGACCAAGACUCAAUGUCGUCAUAGUACGACCACUCGUCAACCGCUUAUAUGAUGCGGAUGAUCCAUCUAUUGUCUACUGCCUCUUGGCAAACCGAAUACAGUUCUUGCGAGAACAAUCGAAUGCCGCUCACCACACAGUCAAUACGGCCCGUGCUUCGUUGUGUGAGUUGGUUGCGGCACGUAUCUUGCGGCGCUUCAAUGAGGACCAUGCUGGUCCCAUUGGCCUCUUGCUCUUGACUCACAUUCUAGUCAAUGGCUUCGACCCGUUUCAAGGUGCGCCUGCCGAGAUUGAAGAAGAAUAUCGGCAUCCUCAAUGGCCGAUACAGAGACGCGAUGGCCACGAGCGCAAGCUUACGGCACUCGAGCUAGCCAUCAUUUCGGAGAGCAAAGUAUUCAUCAGCUCCUUUGCCUGCCAGAGGGUUAUCAAUGCCGUGUACGGAGGUGAAAUUGUCUACACCGCGAUAUCCUUCAUCGAUAUUCUCCCUGAUCAUUACAAGUACCGGCCUAUAGCACUCUAUGAUCCUCGACAAGCACCCUUGCUCCCUCACACGCGACUCUCGGUUCCAAGGGUUCGUAGCGUCAUGGAGCUUACUCAGUUUAUUGUAGUGGUUAUCCUCUACGUACUGACAAUGUCAGCUCGCAGCAGCCCAAAAAUAUCAAUUUACGAAUGUGUGUUCAUAAUUUAUACUACCGGCUGGAUAGUCAAUGAGUUUGCUGCUGUCAUUGAACAUGGGUGGCAAGUAUAUACCCAAACCUUGUGGUCGUUUCUUGAUGUUACUUUUAUCCUCAUCUUCUGCGCUUACGCAGUUGGUCGAAACUAUGAUGUAUCGGCGGCGAGGGUUGCGGAUGGGUACGGACUUCAUAUUCUGUGUACCGCGGCUCCGGUUCUACUUACGCGGGCAGCUUUCGCUCUUCUGCCAGACAACCUCGUCUUCAUUUCGAUCCACGCCAUGAUGAAGGACUUUACCCUCGUGACAUUUUUGGCUCUAUGGUGCUUCACGGGGUUCUUGCUCGCUUUAAUGUGGCUCAACAGCAGUAUUGACCCUGAACUAUCACCAGGUUGGAUAACAAUCUGCAAAUGGCUGUUGUGGAUUUGGUUCGGAUUGGACGGAACAGGAUUCAGUCGCUCAGGCGAAUUUCAUCCCAUCCUGGGUCCUGCUCUCAUGACGGCUUUCGCCUUCUUAGGCAAUACGCUAUUUCUCACCAUCCUCGUCGCCCUUCUCACCAAUACUUUCUCUCACAUCAUCGCUGACGCUGCUGCCGAGGUUCAGUUCCGCCGUGCAGUGUUGACUUUCGCCGGUGUCAAGAGUGAUUCAAUAUUCGCCUACACACCGCCAUUCAAUAUCUUAGCUCUACUCACCCUGCUUCCCCUGAAGCCGUUUAUUACACCACGGCUCUUUCACACGAUCAACGUUUUCUGUAUCCGGGUUGUGAACUUCCCAGUGCUAUUGCUUAUCAAUUACAUCGAGCGGCGUGGCUUGCUCAAGCCACCGAGACGGAGCAGAAAUACAUUGCUGCAAUGGAAGUUCAGCGGCUUCUCUCCACAUGGCGAUAUUCAAUCUGUGUUCGAAGCCACCCCGCCAACAUCAAUGGAAGCAGAACUGGAGGAGAUGGAUGCAAUUAGUGACCUGGGCUACGCUGAAAGUGAGCUGAUAUCACCGCGGUCAAUGUCUGGUCGCAGAGGGCCUCGAGGACGUACUAGGGGAAGAAGAUCGGGAUUUCCGACCAGUAUCAUGUUCCCCUUGUCAAAUGCACCUACACGAGAACGAGAAAGCCAUGAUGUCGAUUAG
Messenger RNA from Neoarthrinium moseri, 2004 nucleotides. RefSeq lists its product as uncharacterized. The coding region runs from base 1 to 2004 and encodes 667 amino acids. NCBI's taxonomy places the organism in Eukaryota, Fungi, Ascomycota, Sordariomycetes, Amphisphaeriales, Apiosporaceae. The transcript is spliced from 4 exons. The record is from RefSeq and is a predicted model, not a curated record.